This is a messenger RNA of Orycteropus afer afer, 621 nucleotides long. It is a transcript of the gene VXN, whose product is annotated as vexin. Lineage: Eukaryota; Metazoa; Chordata; Mammalia; Tubulidentata; Orycteropodidae. The coding region runs from base 1 to 621 and encodes 206 amino acids. The record is from RefSeq and is a predicted model, not a curated record. The transcript is spliced from 6 exons. Gene Ontology annotation, biological process: neuron differentiation; neurogenesis.
AUGCAUCAGAUUUACAGCUGCAGUGACGAGAAUAUAGAAGUUUUCACCACCGUGAUUCCUUCCAAGGCUCCCAGUCCAGCCAGAAGAAGAGUCAAAAGCUCUCAACACCUCCUGAGCAAAAAUGUGGUGAUCGAGUCGGACCUCUAUGCGCCCCGGCCUCUGGAGCUGCUGCCACACCGCAGUGACUGCCUCCAUAGCCACGACAGCGAGGCCCGCAGGUUCGGCAGGCUCCAGAACGCGCGGCAGCAAGGACCCCAUUCCGCCAAAAAUCCCGCCAGACCUCUGCGGCUUUCUGAUCCCAAAUCAUCCAAUCUGUGUGGGAACCGAGCAUAUGGAAAAUCUUUGAUUCCUCUGGUCCCCCGGAUUUCAGUGAAAGGCCCACUGGCAGUGGAGGCAGCAGCCACAAGCUCUGAGAACAGCACUGUUAUGGCAGAGGGCUCCAGACACCUCAAGAAGAUGACUGAAGAGUAUCCAGCCCUUCCCCAAGGAGCAGAAGCCUCCCUACCACUGACAGGAAGUGCUUCUUGUGGUGUCCCCGGCAUCCUCCGGAAAAUGUGGAUGAAGCACAAGAAGAAAUCCGAAUAUGUGGGAGCCACCAACAGUGCAUUUGAGGCUGAUUAA